Molecule: messenger RNA, 1704 nt
Organism: Parnassius mnemosyne (clouded apollo)
Lineage: Eukaryota; Metazoa; Arthropoda; Insecta; Lepidoptera; Papilionidae
Source: the annotation of a GenBank genome assembly
AUGUGUGGAAUAAUAUGUGAAAUAAGAUAUUCAGGAUGCAGCACAGUUGUCGAUGCUCAAAUAUUACAACGAAUAAAGAACCGGGGUCCAGAUUGCAUUCACAAAAUAGAGUUGAAUGUAGGUGAUGGCCUUCGACUUUUUUUUUGUGGUGCUGUACUAUGGAUGCAAGGAUCAAGCCCUUUUGAUCAGCCUGUUGAAAAUGAUAGUGGAGUUUUACUUUUCAACGGAGAUAUAUUUGAUGACACUUGGGAUAGAAAUUUAAGUGAUACAAAAUUAAUCAUGGAUAAACUUAGCAAACAGGUCAAAAAUUCUGAGGAACUAGUAAUAAAUCAUUUGAAGUCAUUUAAAGGUCCAUUUAGCUUAAUUUAUUAUGAUAAAGUGAACUAUGAUUUAUAUUUCACAAGGGACAGAAUUGGCAGAACAUCUUUAUUAUUUCAUCAAACAAGAAACGCAUUGGUAAUAAGCAGCGUAUUGGGAAGAAAAUACAGUUGUACAGAAGUACCAGCUACAAAUAUUCAUAAAUUAAAUUUAAAAACUAAAACAAUAAUACUUUAUCCCUGGACAAAUAAAGGAGAAAAAAGAGAAAGUUAUUUAGAUGAUUGGUUGAAAGAAAUUGAAAAUAAACAGAGUUUACCAGAUGAUCAAUACACAUUUGAAUUUAACUCAACCAUUGAUCUUACUGAUAAGGAUGAUUUUAUUAAAGCUAUUGAGUCAGCAGUAAUUGACAAUGGUUGUAAAUUGUCAAUAAUGAAAAAUAUAAUAAAAAUUCCUUUAAUAAAACAAGUUGUUCAAAAUGUCACGAAACUGUUGGAAAAUAGUGUUAAAAUCCGUCUGGAAACACAACCAAACAAAUGUAAAAAUUGUAUCAAAUUAAAAGUCACAAAGUGUAAGCACUGCACAGUGGGAAUUUUAUUUUCUGGCGGCUUAGAUUGUACAAUUCUGGCCUUAUUGGCGGAUAAAUAUGUGGACAAAGAGCAACCAAUAGAUUUAAUUAAUGUUGCAUUUAAUAUAAGUAACAAUUCCUCUUUUGAUGUACCUGACCGAAUAACGGGUAGACAGUCUUAUGAUGAACUUAAAAGUAUCUGUACCACAAGGCAGUGGGUGUUCAAAGAAGUAAAUGUACCAAAAGAAGAUUUGGAAAAUAUCCAAAAAUCAACCAUUGCAGAUCUAGUGUUUCCAAGAAAUACUAUUUUGGAUGAAAGCCUGGGAACAGCAUUAUGGUUUGCAGCUAGAGGACAAGACUCUGACUAUUCAUCUUGCAGGGUACUACUACUAGGAUCGGGGGCAGAUGAGUUAUUUGGAGGGUAUCUAAGGCACAGAAAAGCAUUACAAAGGCAAGGUUGGUUAGGAUUGGCCAAAGAACUACAGCUGGACUGGAAUAGAAUAUCGUUUAGAAACCUUGCGCGAGACAACAGAGUUAUAUGUGAUCAUGGUCGUCAGCCAAGAAUGCCAUAUUUGGAUGAAGAUUUCAUUGAUUUUGUUUUAAAUUUGAAACCAUGGUUAAGGUGUUAUCCUAGCGAAUCACUGGAUUGUGGAAUUGGAGAUAAACUAAUGUUAAGGCUUGUGGCUCUCAAUAUAGGAUUAAAGAAUGUGGUGACAUUUCCAAAAAGAGCUCUGCAAUUCGGGUCAAGAAUUGCAAAUAAAAAACAAAAGGGUGGAGAUUUAUCUCAAAACUUUUUAGACUGUUCAUUAAACAGUUCAUGA